Molecule: messenger RNA, 3754 nt
Organism: Condylura cristata (star-nosed mole)
Lineage: Eukaryota; Metazoa; Chordata; Mammalia; Eulipotyphla; Talpidae
Gene: TIPARP
Product: TCDD-inducible poly(ADP-ribose) polymerase
Exons: 6
Coding region: 239-2212 (657 amino acids)
Molecular function (GO): NAD+ poly-ADP-ribosyltransferase activity; metal ion binding
Source: RefSeq, a predicted model, not a curated record
CAGACGAGCCAGAACAGAGCGCGGCGACGGUGGCGGCUGCUCUUGCUCUGGCGGCGGCCGAAUGGCCCGUGCGCGGCUUGCCGCGGCGCCGGCCUACGACCCGUAGACUCCCUUACUCGCAGUGCGCAGACCCUCCGCGGUCCUGCCUGCGAGCGCGACGAAGCUCGAUCGUCCGUUCUCUUAAGGCUGCUCCUCAGGAUUUUUAGACUCUGAAGAACAAUUGGAAUUAAUCCACAUUAUGGAAAUGGAAACCACUGAACCUGAGCCAGACUGUGUAGUGCAGCCUCCCUCUCCUCCUGAAGACUUUUCAUGCCAAAUGAGACUUUCUGAGAAGAUCACUCCAUUGAAGACUUGUUUUAAGAAAAAGGACCAGAAGAGAUUGGGAACUGGAACCCUGAGGUCUUUGAGGCCAAUAUUGAACACUUUGCUAGAAUCUGGCUCACUUGAUGGGGUUUUUGGGUCUAGAAACCAGAGUGCAGAUGAUAGCAGCUUACAUGAACCUAUGGUGAAAAAAACCCUGGAAAUUAAUCCAUCGUGUUCACCAACAGAAGACAAUAUGCCUGUCCUGAUUCCUGAGAGUACGAAUGUCAGGGGCCAAAUAGCGGAAGACCAUCCUUCUACUGAUGCUCCAGAACAAGUGGUUCCAAUCCAGGAUCACAGCUUUCCACCAGAAACCAUCAGUGGGACAGUUGCAGAUUCUACAGCAGGACAUUUUCAGACUGACCUUUUGCACACAGUUUCAAGUGAUGUUCCUGCUAGUCCUGAAUGCAUAGACAAAGUCAUGGAUUAUGUUCCAGGGGUUUUCCAAGACAAUAGUUUUACAAUGCAGUACAUUUUGGACACCAGUGAUACAUUGAAUACCAAGCUCUUUCAGGACAAAAGUGAGGAAGCUUCCCUUGACCUUGUGUUUGAAUUGGUGAAUCAGUUACAGUACCACACGCACCAAGAGAAUGGAAUUGAAAUUUGCAUGGACUUUUUGCAAGGCACUUGUAUUUAUGGCAGGGAUUGUUUAAAGCACCACACAAUCUUGCCAUAUCAUUGGCAAGUCAAGAGAACAACUUCUCAAAAGUGGCAGAGUGUAUCCAAUGAUUCCCAGGAGCACUUGGAAAGAUUUUACUGUAACCCAGAGAAUGAUAGAAUGAGAAUGAAGUAUGGAGGACAAGAAUUUUGGGCAGAUUUGAAUGCCAUGAAUGUAUAUGAAACAACUGAAUUUGACCAACUACGAAGGCUGUCCACACCACCCUCUAGCAAUGUCAACUCUAUUUACCACACAGCCUGGAAAUUCUUCUGUAGGGACCACUUUGGAUGGAGAGAAUAUCCUGAGUCUGUUGUUCGAUUGAUUGAAGAAGCAAACUCUCGGGGUCUGAAAGAAGUCCGAUUCAUGAUGUGGAACAACCACUACAUCCUCCACAACUCUUUCUUCAGGAGAGAAAUAAAAAGGAGACCCCUCUUCCGCUCCUGUUUUAUACUCCUUCCAUAUUUACAAACACUUGGUGGUGUUCCUACACAGGCUCCUCCACCUCUUGAAGCAACCUCAUCAUCACAAAUCAUCUGCCCAGAUGGGGUUACCUCAGCAAACUUUUACCCUGAAACUUGGAUUUAUAUGCAUCCAUCUCAGGACUUUAUCCAAGUGCCUGUUUCUGCAGAGGACAAAAGUUAUCGAAUCAUUUAUAAUCUCUUUCAUAAGACUGUGCCUGAAUUUAAAUAUAGAAUUUUGCAGAUAUUAAGAGUCCAAAACCAGUUUCUUUGGGAGAAAUAUAAAAGGAAAAAGGAAUAUAUGAACAGGAAGAUGCUUGGCCGUGACAGAAUAAUAAAUGAGAGACAUUUAUUUCAUGGAACAUCCCAGGAUGUGGUGGAUGGAAUCUGCAAGCACAACUUUGACCCUCGUGUAUGUGGAAAACAUGCUACAAUGUUUGGACAAGGAAGUUAUUUUGCAAAGAAGGCAAGCUAUUCUCAUAACUUUUCUAAGAAAUCCUCCAAAGGAGUCCAUUUCAUGUUUCUGGCUAAAGUGCUAACUGGCAGAUAUACAAUGGGCAGUCAUGGCAUGAGGAGGCCCCCUCCAGUUAAUCCUGGCUGUGUUACCAGUGACCUCUAUGACUCUUGUGUGGAUAAUUUCUUUGAGCCUCAGAUUUUUGUCAUUUUUAAUGAUGACCAGAGUUACCCUUAUUUUGUUAUCCAAUAUGAAGAAGUCAGUAACACUGUUUCCAUUUGAAAAAUCUUGGUACUGCUAAAUUAUUUGAUAUGAUUUCAAUCCAGCAUUUGUAGCAGGUUUUGGAUGGGUGGGAUAGAGUGGGGGAACAGCAUUGGUCAUUAACAGGGCACUUUUAAGACCCAUUUUUUUAAGUGCUAGAAAGUGAAAUUUUUUAAGAAAUACAGGUUUUAAAUGACCACUUAUUCUUUAAUGAUUUACUAAUUGUUAGUGUACUCAGUAUGAAAAAGACUACAGAUUACAUACUCCACAUUCACACUUGGACAUGUAGGCAGCAGUGUUAGCAGAAGUAUUUUUUUAAAAAGGAAACUGGACAGCCUACUAAUUAAAUAAAUGUAAUUGAGCCUGAUGGAAGUUUGGCCAAAUAAUAUGGAGGCUCUAAGUAUAGUGAGAAUUCUGUUUAUUUACAAUGCUAAAACUGACUGAAACUAGUACUACCAUACUUGUUCCCUGUUCAGAGCAUCACUACUAAGGUAUAGGGUAAGACUACGAAUUUCUCAUGGGUGGACUGAAAUCUACCACCCAACCAGACAGCAUCAUUAACUUUUGCCAAGUUUACCUGAGAAUUUGAAGUUCUGUGGAGAAGUUUAAAAAGGAACUAUUUAGAAAGUUUUGUCACCAGCAAAAUUUUUCACUUAGUUAUAUGAAAUGUGAUUCUUGUAUUACUAAACUUCAACCUUGAGAAACUCAAUCUAUUCCAUUAUCAUCUUAUCCCAGCUUGAAGGAGUUGGGCUGCUAAUUUGGUUAAUGUCAAUCUUGAGGAUUAGAAAUACUACUUUAUUAGAGUUCCAGACCUAGCCCCUGACUGAAGAUUUUAGAGAGUAGUAGUACAUAUAACCAGUUGAUAACGGUUUGUUAUUAUGCUUUGCACAAAGUAGACUCAAAGUAUUUGUUGAUUUGGAAAUAACUGUUGAAGGUGGUAAUCCCACCCCUAUGCCUGCUUUGCCAGAUGCAGCUGGAUUUCCUGGCUGACUCUGUAUUUUACACUACUUAAUAAAAGAAACACAAACUUGGAAGUUAUGCCACUGGCCCAGCUUGAGCUGUGUUAAGUGACUAUGCUCAUGCCUCACUUCAGAGUGGUGGAGCUAGAUAUAAUUUGUUUUAAGCAAAGCAAAUACCUGGAUUAAUGGAGGUGGAAGUAGUUGUUCACAAAACAGUUCACCAUAGAAUUCCUUCAGAUAUCAAGCUCUCCUAGUAUGUUUGUGGUUAUUUCAUUUACAAAAAAUUUUCAGGAACUUCUGUGUUGUUUAAAGCAAGAUAUAUCUAUACCGGUGUCUCAGUGAAUAAGUCUGCUCAAGCACUUAUCAGGGCUUCCACACAGUUAUUUAUUUUGCCCUAGUUGACUUUGUUGUUUGCUGCCAUUGGCAUGAAACAGCCAACUAUGGCUGUUACAGUUCUUUGAUUCAAUUAUAACUUGUAAACCAGUGAUUCCCGAUCUUUUUCAAGUUAAGAUACCUUACCAUUGCUUAUUUGAUUUUAUGAAACUUGUUCUUUUUUUUUCUCCCUAAAGGAAAAAAAAGCUUUAUGACAUAUUUAUUUUUUUAA